Messenger RNA from Amoebophrya sp. A120, 12587 nucleotides. NCBI's taxonomy places the organism in Eukaryota, Dinophyceae, Syndiniales, Amoebophryaceae. The record is from the annotation of a GenBank genome assembly.
CUUUCCCCUACAUCAUGAUCAACAUUUUCGCUCUCGUAAAUUGGGCAAAAACACGAAACAUUGGAAUAAUAAAACAAAAACACCACCAGCGAGACAACAGGAUUUAGACAAUUUUCUACUCGCCGACUAUAACAAUUCUAGAUCGAAACUAAGAGUUUCUGUAUGAUCGUUGCGAAAAAGCUUUCGGAUAGAUUCUACGGAGCAGGUGCAAUUGUUAUAGGCUGUAGUUGUUGAAAAUUUACUAUCUUCUGACUUCGAGAAAGUAGGAACAAGAAAAGAGCACGUAUUCGCAUCUAUAGUUUUCUUGUAAUAUUAUUGUCGAUAUGACAUUCUGAAGGUCAUGUUCGAUUUAGUGUCGGUUGGAUUGACUUUGUUUGAUUGAGAGAAAGAGAGGGGAAGAAAAGUCAUCGGGCGUUUGUUUAUGUUAAAGUUUUUACCACAAUUGUCUUGAGGGAGAAACUGUUUCUUUGAACACAACUCUUGAUGUUUUCUUUGCUUCAAAUUCACGAGAGUCACAACAAGUUUUGUUUGGGUUUCAUGAAUGAACAAAAAUGCUUCAUGCCAAAAUCUCACACAUGAAAUGAACCCGUGAAAAACACAUCCGCGAUAGACGCCACUAUCGUAAACCUUUUGUUUGUUGUCGUUUCGAACGAGCAAGACAAAUCAAAACCAAAAUAAAAACACACUCAAAAUUCAACACAAUUCUGAUGCCUUCUGCCGACGCUGUUCUCAAUCCAACCGACGCUGAAUAAGAGAUCACCUUCAGGAUCCCACUACUCUAAAAGUCAGUGGUAGCGGACUCGAAGGUUAGCGAUAACACGCUUCGAUUCCGUCGCAGCUUUGAUACGAGCCCAAUCUGCUAAGCUACUAGAACGGCGACGUCGAGAUGGCCUCGAACACCAUCACUCCGUCGGACGCGAGCAUGCGGAGUGCAGGAAUAAACGGUCCACCGGGAAUAGAUGUGGCGGCUGCUAGUGAACAGUCAGCUACCGUGAACAACUCUCCAGGAGAUGACGUUCCCCUCCAUGGACGAGUUCCCCCAUUUCCUCCUCCGGCUCUUCCGCAGUUACUGCCACCAAUGGCAAGGAAUGGCCCGCUCGAGAACGGGAAUCUGGGGCUGCAAGUUGUUCCGGCCCAACCGAAGGCAGGACCACUCGUUCCGCUCGGAGGAAACUUGAACAACCAGCAGGUAGCGGUUAUGAACCAGGAAACUGGAAUGAUUCCAGUGCAGCCACCGCCGGGGUUUGUGAACAACCAGAAUCAGCUGAUAACAGGGUCGACUCUGUCAACUACAGCUAGUCCUGCUCCACUGGGAUCCGCGGGAAAUCCCAUCAACGUCGACCAAGGGAUUCCAGGUCAUGGCAAGCCCUCCAUCUACGACCAGAUGAUCGGCCAACACGCUGUGGAUACUCGUGAGGAACUGGUGCGCCGGACCACGAUUCUGCGGAAUCAGGAAAAUCAGCUUGCUGAAGCCGCGCAGUUUCUGAAUCAGGAAAAUCAGCAACGACACGAGGAAGUCAAGAAGGUUGCUGAUGCCGCGGUGUUUCUGAACUCGCAGAAUCAGAAUCAGCAGGAACAGCUUGCUGCUCUCAUGCAGUUAACCGAGCAACUCAAAAAGGAGAAAGAAGAGCAACAGAAUCAGAUUCGCUUUCUUGAAGAGCGCCGGCAAGCACAGGAGGGAACAAUCCAGCAAGACGGCGUGAUUCUGAAUCAAAAGUUUGCAGCCACGGAUGAUCAGACUCAGAGAACGUUCCAGAACGUGAAUCAGAAGUUCGCUGCAACUGAGGAUCAAAUUCGGAAGAUGAAAGAGGAAUUUCAGCUGCUCUCCCUCGGUGCUAGCAGUGUGCAUGAGGUCGCAAGCAAACAGCACGACCACAACGCGCAGCGUGACAAGAAGAUAGAGGAACUGGAAGCCGUGGUCUCCAAACUGCUGGAAGCACGGAACCGGGUUGAAAAGAUCUCAAAUAGUCCAGUGAGCGCUCUGCGAAAGAACCUGGUACCAAGCGAGGUUCCGUUGCUGCAAACUCCGACACCGAUACAGGAGUACAACAUUGGAUCUUCUGCCAGUUCCAGCAUCAGCUCGCUGCAUCUGGGUGCUCCACGAAAGGAAAGUAGUAAUACGGAGAAGGACUACAUCCACGUCUCGCCUGUGAAGGACGGCGGCUCAAUCUACAGUGAGGAUCCGGACCGGGACAAGCGCAGGAAGGCGCUGGAGUUGAUCCACGAGUUCCAAAACCUGCUACCAACUGAGAGACGAGUUGACGCAGGCACCAUCAUGUGGGGACUCGGCAUGCAGCCUGCUACCGAGGAAGGAAGAAAGACCAUGAUGCAGCAGACUCCGGUCUUCGGCAAGGAAGACUUCGGGAGAGUUGUACAGGAGACUCAAAGCAGAAGAAAUUCUGUCAAUCUCGCUGCGGAAAAUUCCUUCGUGUCGCAUGAGCAAAGAAGCGGAACGGGAACACCAGCAGUGUUCAAUACCACAAACCUCAACCACGUCAGUGCUGCAAUGCAACAAGGAGGAGCAUCACGUGUCCAUACGCUGCAUGACAACUACCAGCAGCGGCUUCUGAAUUAUCAGAACGGAAACGGGACCAUGCUGUUGCAAGCCCAGAACUACAACGGUGCAGCACCGUCAGCCACCAGCAAUAACCCAUAUGUCCACAACUACGGGUCUCAAGGAUACCAAACUGGUGCCGUGGGUGGAUCUGGAUCUGGUGGAAAUGGUGGAGGUUUCGGCGGGAACAACUCGGGACAACAGAAUCAGCAGCCGAUUCCGAAUUCAAAUAACCCGUUCAACAACAACGGGCAGAAUAACCAUCCAGGGGGCGGCGGUUUUGGAGGAAGCCCACCUGGUGGAGGCGGUGGUUACUGGGGUGGUAGUCCCCCGAACGGUGGAAGCCCACCAGGGUCGCCUGACAGUGGAGCGAGUUCCCCACCGAUGGGUGGAUACAAUCAAGAACCACCCUUCAUUCCGGGAAAUCCGAGAGGACCACCAGGCGGCAGCCCACCAGGUGACGGUGGAAACGGUCGAGGAUUUGGUGUUGAGCGUCGGAAGUUUCGCUUCAGUCUCAUCCAGUUUGAGUCCGAUUACUGCAAAGAACGCGGUAUUGACCUGCGAACCACUGGUGCUCACCCACAUCUCCUCCUGAAAGUGAAAGACCGCCUGCCAGAGGGAGGCAUGCCCACUGUGGAAGAACAUACUUCUCUUGCUGGCUUCUUCACUGCGCUCGAGAGCGAGCUGACCAAGUUCUGCUACGAAAAGGAAGGCGAACGCUACCUGUUUCCGCACAGCUACGAGUCGAAGUACGUGAAAGAGAUGCUGUACAACAUAAAUCAGAAAUCAGCAAAGGCGUCUCGAUUCAAUCACUGUCUCGCGCAAGGACAAAAGGAGAAACUGCGGGCGACGGGGAUUUUUGAUCGUGAUGAUCCGACAACUCUCACUUUCAGCAAUUUGGUCCAGGCAUACUACCUGCAGUAUCCCAAAGCGUUCAUCGUGAACCGGGACGAGACCAACAAGAUUCACGACUUCAAGAUGCUGAAGGGAGAAACCCCGAAACUCUGCUUGACCAGGUAUUUGGGGCUGGCUGAAAAAAUCCGGAUCAACAUGUUCCCCAGGAACCACCUGGAGCGCAAGAACCUGUGGGAAGCCUUCCAGCACAAGGUGAAGGACCACUGGCCCCGCAGUGUGACCCGGGCUUUCAUGUCGCACCACAGCUUCGCCUCUCCGGACGUCCCGUACUUCGAAAACCUGAUGCGGUACUUGGACUGGGAGGAAGGUCUUGAUGGUUUUCAACCAGGGAAGUCGGACAAGGAAGAAACUGGUCUCUCUCCGGAGGUGAUGGCCUUGAAAGAGCAGGUCGCAGCUCUCCAGCAGUGGAUGCAGGAAGAUGGAAACUGGUAUGGUGAGGAACAGGAAGACGAGGAUGGUGAUGAAGGUGAAAAUGCUGCUGCAGCGAAGGCGAAUCCCGAUUCCAACUACAAGUACAACCCUGCCAACCCAGUCGGACCGUGGCAGUCGCGCGGGAACCGCAAGGGUGUAAAAAAGGGAAACGGAAAGGGAAAGAGGAACAAGGGGAGUAAAACGGAGAUUCAGAUCAAAGGUGAGUCGAGGACCCGCUGCCGCAAAUGCUAUUCUGAUCAGCAUAAAACGUCGGAGUGCACGUACGACACCCGUGUCUGCGGUCGCUGCUUCUCGUCGGAACAUGUUCAGAAGAACUGCCCGCUACUGAAAGAGAGCAAUGACAAAGCGACGCAGGUGGUGAUGGCGGCAGACUUCGAGAAGAAGUCGUUUGAGGAGAAGAUCGCUGCUCUCCUUGCUGCAAUUGGACCAAAUAACAUCGACACGGUCAUGUUGAACGUGAUCGAUCGCAACGACAAGGAGCGGUCUUUUGUCCUGAACGAAAAGGACAACAAGCGAUCUGCUGUAACCUGCCUGUGCAACUGCGAGGUGUUUCACACCACUGAAACGCGGGAAGAGUGCUAUCCGGUGCAGGACGAGGAGGAUUUCGGCAGCGGCGCCAGCAGUCUGUGGUAAGUCCGACGAACGAAAAUUCUGAACAAUUCGAAAAUUCAAGUGAAACAAUUGAAGAUGUUUUUGUGACGAGUUCUCCGGGUGCAGACGAGAACAAAUUUUCCAAUCAGUACGAAUCUCGAAACAAAGAACUAUCACCAUCGAAAUCUCUACUACCGUGUAUGAUAAAGUUGAACGAGUUCAUUUGUGCAGCACUGCAACGCUCCUGUUACGCCUCCAACGCGGAAACCAAUCUGGACCUGUGUGUUUUUCCUGCGGCGGAGUCCAUCAUUCUCAACAUACGAAAAGAAAACGAGUCUUCCGGUCGACCAUGUGAUUUUACAUAUCGAGUUUUAAACAACGAAGAUACCACGAGCCGUACCAACGAAAAAGAAGCACUACCAGUCAAUGUUUCCGAUGGCACUUUGCCGAACGAGAAGAACUGCAAAUCAGCACGUGAAGAAGAAUCAGUACUUUUUACAACCGAAACCACUCAAGUACAAUUUGACGAAGGCUACAACAACUGUUACUACCUGACGCUUCUGACAGCAGACCGCGGUGCGGAGCUGGGACGGAAGCACGGGCUCUGUCUUCGUGAGGAAGCAAGCCACAACGAAAAUGCCAAUGGCAUUGGCGGCAGCAAGCGACGAAUAAUCAAACGGGUGGUGGUUCCGUAUAAGCUGCUUGACACAAAUGGAAAUCUCUACUGUUUGGGGAUGGAGAUGGCUACAGUUACCAAGGAGGGACCGAACCUGCUCGGACUGGUAUUGCACGACAAGUGCUUUCUGAGCGUGAUUCACAAGCCAGGACUCCCGCGAAUGGUAGAAGGCCAUAACGGGAAGGCUGUAGUAAACUUUAACGGUCAGACUCAGAUCCUGAAAGAAGCCUUCAACCUGACCAGCUACGACUACGCAAUCCUGCGUGCAGUCCAGCAACACAACUCCGAGUCGGAGUGGAUGCGUCCGGUGUUUGCGGACCAGGUUCGUAGUAAGGGUCCAGAACCACUUCGUUUCGUUCAUGAUCCCCGCGUUGUAAAACAAUAUCUGAAACUGAUGAAGAAGGGGAAGCUUCUGGUGAGCCAGGGCGAGUUCGCGCAUGUUGUUAUCGAAGAGGACUACAAUUUGGAAGCAGCCGCGGCACAGCUGCAGCGCGAAAAGGAGCGAAGCGUAACCAUGGUGAUAGAGGAUCAACCAGUGCGGACCGGAAAAGCAGCAGUAGUCAACCUGCUCGAGCACAACUGUGAUUGGAGCAACAAGGAUUCGAUCCAGAACUGGGAAAGUAAGGACGAUCGGCAUGUUCAUGUCGGGAGAGGAUCCAAGUGGGGCAAUCCUUUUCGGAUCGGCGUGGACGGAGACCGCGAGGAAGUGCUGGAAAAGUAUCGGCACUGGAUCCGUGAGAAGGGUUUAGUAGAAGAGGCGAGGGCCGAAUUGCCGGGUUGCAUUCUUGGCUGUUGGUGUCUCCCAAUGCGGUGCCACGGGGAAAUCCUGUGCGAAGAAGUUAACCGCGACACUGAAGAUGCAGCUCCCAACCAGGAAGGCGGAAGUUCUAGCUCUCGAAAUCCCCCUGCUGCUGCUAAUCCUGAACCUGCUGAUUUGGAUCCGGGAAUUUGGUCGGUGUCAGAAGACAGCUUGAAAAGAACGGGCGAUAGUGGCGGUUACUCCGUUUUUCGAGAUGUCAUCUUUGCACCAAAACAAAUACCAGCAACUCCCGGGUGGUUGCAGGAUCGCGUGCGUCUUCGUCGUGUUGUCGACGUCGAGCAACAGACCCGCCUCGUUCCAGAUUGGGUGAACGAUUGGUCGAAGAAGCAGAACCGCGAAGGUGUUACUCCGGUUCCGCAGAACGAGAAGGGGAGGUUUGUGACUGUGGACUACUACUACCACGUGGCCGACGAUGGCGGAAACCUUCUUACUGCCAAGCAGAAGCAGCGCGCUUUUCAGCUCCGAGGGAAAAUUUCCAAUGAGACUCACCCUACUGCUCGAAAGGUUGAAGGGAAAAUUGAGUACGGUGAGAUUGGAAAAGGAGAACAGCGGCCAGCAGUAAAGAAUAACCCGAACCGCAUCGUGACCGAAAAACUCCGGCAGCCCGUGCAGCUGGAUAAAGUACGAAUCUACACCUGCAGGGAUGUGGAGGAUCUACCUGCGGGAAUGCGAAUGUUCGGGAAAAGGAUCAGGGUUGAAGAAGAUCCUGAACUUGCUGAUGUCCUCGCCGAGCAUCCCGACUUUCUCAUCGACAAGCUGGCAAAGAAGAGUCUGACCGGCUUCAGCGACGAGAUGAUUACUGCCGUUCCCAAGGAGUACAUCACGAUGCUUGCCAAAGAUUUGCGUAGCAAUCCGAUGCGGAAAUUGGUGCUGAUCGACUCUUCGGGACUAGGAUUAGCUUGUGCUGUGGGCGAGAGGUUGAGAAAGGCGGGACCGAAGAAUGAAAUCUUCCACGCAUCUGCCGCGCGAGAACUCUAUGUUCACGAUCUUUCUCUGACCACGAGUGGCGAAGCAAUCCGCUACAGCAAACUUGAACGUCUCCGAGUGGAUAGUGUGCUUUCUCCUCUUCGUGACAUCUCUCCUGCGGUGAGAAACAAACUGCAGGCCAUCCGUGAAAUUCUCUGCAGCACGGGGAAGAUUGCAAGUGAAGAGCAAUGCUACAAACAGGUAAAGAAGAAACUUCGCAACAUCUCCGAAGAAAGCUUGCAGGAGUUGGUAACACUGGUAAGAAGGGACACCAUGGCGCACCUGCAUUUUGGUCUUAAGAAGCGGCGCAAAGACCUUGCUGCGUACGACCCAUGCCAAGCAUACAUGCAGGGCGGGAUUAGCCUGAUCGACACGACCUUCAUCACGGAAAACGACGUGAUUUUCGUGUGCAUCGGCAUCCUGAGCAUUCCGGAUUCCAGGUCGGCUUCCUACGUGUGUGGAACGAAGUGGAAACUUCGGGAAAUGAUGAAGAACAUGAAUCUCAGCGACCAAGAAAAGGAGGAAUUGCUCGGUGGAGUGAUGUGCCAGAUGUUUCACGGCGUCGGUGAACGGCUGAUAGCAGGUCGGGCUUCGCCAAGUCAACAGGACGUGAUCAGGUCCCUCUACCACUUCAUGAGCCAGAAACUUGUGCGCCGCCGCAUCUAUGCGGAUUCCGGAGUCGAGAACCUUUCCAUCGAAGAUUGGGUGCCUCUGAAGCGGACCGGGCGUGAGGUGACGCUCAUGCCGACCGGUACUCCAGUCUACGCGCUGGAAAGACGCUUCUUAACGCUAAAGACUUUGGUGAAGCGUUUGAGGCGGAUUCCGUCGUUCGCGAAGAUGCCGCUCCAAGUCCUUCUGGAUGAAGCGCAUGAAGUAAUUGCAAACAUGACUUCAAGCGGGAAGAGCGGUAGAACGGCAAAUGAGUGGUUCUGGGGCGUGGAAGAAUCAGCCAAGGAGUUUCUGUUCCAUCCGGACGAUGCCGGUGUCGAAUCAUUCUUUCCCGAGGGGAGUCCGGACUACAACAUCCACCGGAUUCACGAAGCUCGGCUCCGCAUCUAUGCGGAAGCGCUUCUCAUGAUGUCCGACAAGGCGUUCGUGGAAGCAGUAGAAAAAAUUCUACAAAAUUGCCGUGCGAGGCUUCGCAUCGCCAACGAUAACGACUACAACAUCGGGGAACGUGCAAAUAAAUACAAUCCCAAAGCAAAAGCAGAUGAUGUCGUGCGGAUCACAGACAAGAUUCCAAACCGUGGUAGCUCCGGUUACACCUUCCAGGUGCAGACCCGGCGUGGACUGAGCAACGUCAAUCCGAACAUGCUCUGCCCGGUGGUGAAUUUUGAUCGUCUUUACGAUCUGCCGGAAACGGAACCGCUGCAAGAGGACGACUUCAAGGUCGGUGGCAAGAUGUUCGAGAAUCAGGAGCGCAAUCGCACGGGAAGGGAACAGUGGGAAAAUGAGCUAAUGCAGCCACAUCAACCAUCAACGCAUGCUGGUGGUGAACCGUUUUUCCUUCUGGCCCCCCGGGCGGAGAGGGAUUCAAGGAAGAAAUCCGCUUUGGACGCCCAUUCUGAAGAAAAUGUCGAAGGUGAGGAACUUCUGGAUGCUGCAGGAGAUUUGAACGUAAAUCCCGGCGAUGACGUUCGUCCUGAAGAGGAUCUCCAGCUGCAGGAAGAUGAUGACCUGUUUGAAACAGCACACGUGCUGAAGCAGGUUCGCUUUGAAGACGAGGGUCCCAGUGACUUGGAAGUCUCUUCUACCUCCACUUCCUCUCAACGUGCUUCUGGCGCUCAGAAGAGAAAACGCGCGCGACAGAAUCGAGAAGCUCAUGCAUCACAAGCAGCAGAACUUGACAUGACCGACAUCACGGAACAAGUUCAUGCCACUGCAGAGGGUGAGAUGGAGAAACAAACAGAGUGGAAACAGCUCCUGGAGCAGAUGAGCGGUGAUGAUGCGGCAGAAGGAGGAGAAGAAGAUGAAACAAUGCCAGAAGAAUUCAACAAGCUACAUGAGUUCAUCAAAUUCCCCGCGCGCAACCAUCGUCGUGCUGUUGCCAAAGUGAUCCGUCAGAACCGCAGCGGAGUUCUGAAGGACGAUGGGUCCGACAUGCUGUACAACUUGAUUGAGCACACACUUUUUGUCAAGCAAAAUGGGCUUCGCAUCUCUCCGGCCAAUCUGGAAGUCUGGGACCGCUUCUACAGCAAGGAAGAAAGAACACAGUCUAGCAAUCCAGACCUGCAGGUAGACUUCGUGUUGUCGUGGACCGCAAAGAAGCUGUGCUUCGUGAACAGUGUCGAAGCGUGGGAGAAGGCAGGAAAAGGAAAGCUGAUCCGCAUCACGCUGUGGAGCCUGCUUGCGCACAAGUCCUACGAGGAUUUGGGACUACUAAGUGUCUACGACCCCAAAGUCGCGAAGCACGAGGAAGUUGUACGGAAAAUCCUGGGCGCGCUGAAAUACGCGGACACGGACCACGGAUUCGUAGCUUCCAGCAACGGCUUGGCGGUUCCUGCAGUCCUGGUGCGAGCCCACCUGAAGGAGUGGAACUCCAUGCUGAAAGAGGAACUGGUCGAGAUAUGGCGCGAAGGGAAACAAUGCAGCUCCGAGAAGAUCCUACCUUCAAGGGCGAUUGUUGACCUCAAACUGGUGACUCCCACCCACUUCAAAGUGGCGGUACGAGUAGUGCCGGGAGGUCACAAGAGCAGCGUCAGCGCCAGCGCCGAGUCGCCCACCGUGUCGGAAGUCGACCUGAAUUUGGUUUUGUCAAGUUUGCGCAAGAUCAAGGGGAAAAGGAUCCUGCGAUCCGGCGACGUUCCGAGAGCGUUCUUGAAAAACCUGAGGUUUAAGGCUGAGAAUCGUCCGCGGAUGAUGUUUCCGUCAAACAUCUUCCAGGAUGAUGUCCUAUCGGCUUUGAAGACCACUUUCGGGAUCGACCGGCAAACAGUCCUCCUUUUGAACAUAAGCCUCUAUGGGCUAAAGGAGGCGGCUCUCAUGUGGUAUCGAACACUCAGCCAAUGGCUCAUCAGCUGCGGUUGGUCUGUUUCUACCACUUCUCCCUGCGUCUUUGUAAAAGGACAGAACAAGAUUACGAUUCACGUCGACGAUCUUUUGUUCGCAGGUGACGAGCCGGGGUUUGACGAAUUUGCUGCGGCCGCGAGAGAAAGAUGGAAGCUCGAAAAUUGGACUGACAGCGAGGCAGGUCUGAUUUAUACGGGCAUCCAUGUGCAGCACUUUCCGAAAGAGCAACGAAUCCGCACCCACAUGCAGCCGAAAAUAGAUGAGCUGCAGAUGAACAACGUCCCAGGCGAGGAGACGGAACAGCUAGGCGAGAAGGGAGUUUCGCGACUCAAAGCUGCUCGCGGUUCCCUCCUGUUCAUCGCACGCAGGCAUACCGAGAUUAAGUUCCCGGUGCGAGCCCUCGCGCUCGGUGCUGACGAGCACAAAACCAAUGCCUGGCUCACCGCGCACAACAGCAUGACGGAGCGGUUGAAAAAGGACACUGCGGGUGUGGAAAUCGACCUGAGUUACGAAAACGAAGUGUUGGUGAUGUGCCCGGAUGCGUCGUACCAACGACCAGCGGUAAAAGACGAAGCGGGAGCAACCGAGGAGUAUGAGGAAUUUGACGCGCGACCUGAGGAGUAUGUGCUUUCGAACGAGGAGCUGGAAGCACGACGGGAAGUAGCCAGGACCGAAUUCUUCAACCAGCGAGAGUCGCUUCUACCAGGAAAGGCCCAGUUCGAGCAGGCGUACGCGAAUGCGGAAAAAUCCGAGACAGCACGACGUGAGCGGAAACGAUUCGCAGCACUGAACCUUCCGGAGAACGAAGAAGACAGCAUUACUGCAAGAGCUACAAAACUGCGUCCGAUUCUUGGGUAUGUUUUGCUUUCUGUCUCUCUUGACGACUGGCAGGAGUACCAGCGAAAGCAGAAGCAGAUCAAGAGGGUCAUGACGUUGAAAGAAUUUGAUGCUCUGGAAAAAGUGACGUUGAGAUGCAGCUACAUUGCCAGCGACACAAUCUUCUGCAGCACGGAGGAAGUGUCUUCUUAUGCAGCAGAAAUAAAAGCUGGCUGCGAAGCAUUUCCAGUACUGGAAGCCGUAAUGGUGAAAAUGGAAGAGUGGAACAUGAGCAGUAAAGCAGUAAUCCUGUCGGAUUCCAAAUCCGCGGUCAGCCGUGUGCUGUCGAAAUCCGUCAUAUCCAUGUCGGACGCGCCAGUCUACAAGGGAUUAGCCAGAUGGAAAUCUGCGUACUACAGGGCAAGUUGGGAGUUAGGCUCGAUCACCGACAGGAGCAAUCCCGGUGAUUCCCUGACCAAAGUCAGUACGGGUUUCAAACUCCAGGACUACCUGGAGAUCAUGCGUGGACGCUGGCAUCUCCCGUUGGGACAAGUCUAUGUCUACGAGAGGACAUAUUCUUGGGAGAAACCGUUGCCGCAGGGUAUGACCGAAAUUUAACCAACGUGAAAAUUCUGGAAGUAGAAAAAUUCUUUUGGAGCCGAACAAGCUGUAUGAUUUUUUUUUGUAAAAUUUAAAAGUACCAGCAUGGAGAUCAAGUUUCUCGAGAGCGACCAAUCCUGUACAAUCUGCACUACAAGUUUUGUUUUGUAAGAUGGAGCACUACGAACAGUACGACAAGUUUUUCAUGGCGACCACAAGGAAGAGUACAACAUGUUUCAAGUCCGUUUCUUUGCCGUGACGAUCCGGCCAUACGUUUCCUUUGGGAAAAUCCAACGACAUGAUGUUUCUGGGGUAAGUCCUAUCUGUUACUCGCGGGCCAGCUCUUUCUCAAGUUGCCGCGUUUAGUGUCAUCCAAACAACAUGAAGAGUACGAAAAAGUAAAGCAGUAAACCAACUGUUCAACCGAGGAGGAUGUUUGGUUCGAGAAGCUCCACCGGUAAUAGUUUGGGAAUUUUGAGGAGACCAGGCUUCCGGAGGGGUUUGAACCGAGCGGCAGUCCUUUUCACCAAAACCCAGCCAGUACAAGAUUGGCGUAGGUCUACUUGUUACGAAUGCGGGACCGUCUCGAAGUUUCGGGGAAUGCGGAUCUCCACGUCAGCUCUGUUUGCGGUUUCAACGGUGUAGAUCUCGGGUGACGGGACAUUGUCAUGUCAGGAGUCUUUCCUCUUUCUUUCAUCGUCUUUCCUCCCCCCCGGGCACUGUCGAUAUGACAUUCUGAAGGUCAUGUUCGAUUUAGUGUCGGUUGGAUUGACUUUGUUUGAUUGAGAGAAAGAGAGGGGAAGAAAAGUCAUCGGGCGUUUGUUUAUGUUAAAGUUUUUACCACAAUUGUCUUGAGGGAGAAACUGUUUCUUUGAACACAACUCUUGAUGUUUUCUUUGCUUCAAAUUCACGAGAGUCACAACAAGUUUUGUUUGGGUUUCAUGAAUGAACAAAAAUGCUUCAUGCCAAAAUCUCACACAUGAAAUGAACCCGUGAAAAACACAUCCGCGAUAGACGCCACUAUCGUAAACCUUUUGUUUGUUGUCGUUUCGAACGAGCAAGACAAAUCAAAACCAAAAUAAAAACACACUCAAAAUUCAACACAAUUCUGAUGCCUUCUGCCGACGCUGUUCUCAAUCCAACCGACGCUGAAUAAGAGAUCACCUUCAGGAUCCCACUACUCUAAAAGUCAUUAUCUUAACUACCCG